Messenger RNA from Oncorhynchus nerka (sockeye salmon), 9318 nucleotides. RefSeq names its product ankyrin repeat and BTB/POZ domain-containing protein 3-A-like. Gene Ontology annotation, biological process: SMAD protein signal transduction. The record is from RefSeq and is a predicted model, not a curated record. Lineage: Eukaryota; Metazoa; Chordata; Actinopteri; Salmoniformes; Salmonidae. The coding region runs from base 2292 to 4148 and encodes 618 amino acids. The transcript has 12 exons. Gene Ontology annotation, molecular function: protein binding.
ACUCAGGAAGGAGACGCAUUCUGUCUCAUAGAGAUGAACGUACUUUGGUGCAAAAACUGCAAAUCAAUCCCAGAACAACAGCAAAGGACCCUGUGAAGAUGCUGGAGGAAACAUGUACAAAUGUGUCUAUAUCCACAGUAAUACGAGUCCUAUAUCGACAUAACCUGAAAGGCCGCUCGGCAAGGAAGAAGCCACUGCUCCAAAACCACCAUAAAAAAAGCCGGACUACGGUUUGCAACUGCACUUAGGGACAAAGAUCGAACUAUUUUGAGAAAUUUUCUCUGAUCUGAUGAAACAAAUAUAGUACUGUUUGGCCAUAAUGACCAUCGUUUUGUUUGGUGGAAAAGGGGGAGGCUUGCAAGCUGAAGAACACCAUCCCAACCUUGAAGCACAGGAGUGGUAGCAUCAUGUUGUGAGGGUGCUUUGCUGCAGGAGGGGCUCAUGCACUUCACAAAAUAGAUGGCUUCAUGAGGUGGGAAAAUUACGUGGAUAUAUUGAAGCAACAUCUCAAGACAUCAGUCAGGUAGUUAAAGCUUGGUCGCAAAUGGUUCUUCCAAAUGGACAAUGACCCCAAGCAUGCUUCCAAAGUUGUGGCAAAAUGUCUUAAUUAACCUUUCUGGACGCAGGCGUUCUGCUAGCGACCCACCUCGACAACAUCCAGUGAAAUUGCAGAGCGCCAAAUUCAAAAUACAGAAAUAGUCAUAAUUAACAUUCAUAAAAAAUACAAUUUUUAUACAUCGGUUUGAAGAUUAAUUUCUUGUUAAUCCAGCCACUUUGUCAGAUUUCAAAAAGGCUUUACGGUGAAAACAGUCCAUGCAAUUAUCUGAAGACAGCGCCUCGCUUACAAAAGCGUACAAACAUUUACAUCCAAGUAAAGGAAUUAGAAUAGUUAGAAAUAGCGAUAAAAUGAAUCACUGACCUUUGAAGAUCUUCAUAUGGUUGCAGUCACAAGAGUCCAGCUACACAAUAAAUGUUCCUUUUGUUCGAUAGUCCCUCUUUAUAUCCCAAAAGCUCUGUUUUGUUGGCGCGUUUUGUUCAGUAAUCCACUGGCUCAAAGGCGGUCAAAACAUGCAGACGAAUACAUCCUAAUAGCACCAGUAAAGUUUGUCGAAACAUGUCAAAUGAUGUUUAUAAUUAAUCAUCAGGUUGUCAAUUGCCUAAAUAAUCAAUAACAUUUCAACCGGACAAUACCGUAUUCAAUAGAAAAGGAAAACAACGAAGCACUCGGUCAUGCGCACCGCAUGAUUCUACAGUCCACUGAGAAAAAGGUCUCAUACAUUCAGAAAACAAGUCUGAAACAAUGUCUAAAGACUGUUGACAUCUAGUGGAAGCCAUAGGAAAUGCAAUCUGGGUCCUAACCCAUUCAAUACUCUAUAAGCAUUCAAUUGAAAAUACCCACAUCAAAAAAAUCCCACUUCCUGGAUGGAUUUUCCUCAGGUUUUCGCCAGCCAUGUCAGUUCUGUUAUACUAACAGACAUCAUUUUAACAGUUUCGGAAACUUUAGAGUGUUUUCUAUCCAAAUCUUAUAUGCGUAUCCCAGCUUCUGGGCCUGAGUAACAGGCAGUUUACUUUGGGCAUGCUUCUCAUCCAGAUGUCGAAAUACUGCCCCUAAACCAUAAGAAGUUAAGGACAAGAAAGUCAAGAUAUUGGAGUGGCCAUCACAAAGUCCUGACCUCAAUCCUAUAGAACAUUUGUGGGCAGAACUGAAAAAGCAUGUGCGAGCAAGGCGGCCAACAAACCUAACUCAAUUACACAGGAGCAAUGGGCCAAAAUUCAUGUUGUGGAAGGCUACCCGAAACAUUUGACCCAAGAUACACAUUUUAAAGGCAAUGCUUACAAAUAAUAAUUGAAUAUGUAAGCUUCUAACCCACUAGGUAUGUGUUGAAAGAAAUAAAAGCUGAAAAAAAAUAUUCUCUAUUAUUCUGACAUUUCGCAUUCUUAAAAUAAAGUGGUGAUCCUCACUGACCUAAGAUAGGAAUUUUUACUAGGAUUGAAUGUCUUGAAUUGUGAAAACUGAGUUUAAAUAUAUUUGGCUAAGGUGUAUGUAAACUUCCGACUUCAACUGUGACAUAUUUUGAUUUGAACACUUUCUUGGUUACUACAUGAUUCCAUAUGUGUUAUUUCAUAGUUUCAAGUCUUCACUAUUAUUCUCAAUGUUGAAAAUAGUAACAAUAAAGAAAAACCCUUGAAUGAGUAGGUGUCCAAACUUUUGAUUGGUACUGGACAUGCACUAAUCAUUAUUGUUUGGGUUGUUUUAAUGUAAAGCAUGGCCAUUUUAAAACACAGCUUGAAUGGAUACAAAAAAAAUAUUGAAUAUCUAUCACUGUCAUGUGUUAAAACUGCCUUGGGAAAUGCACAAAGCAAGUGUAGCGUUAUAUACCAGAUCACCACAUGAGAUCUUUAGAAUCCAUCAUAAUUUGUGGCAGAUUCCCUCUUUUGAUGAUGUCGUAGUUUGCAAUUUGAUAUUUAUGGUAGCAUUCAACAUGCUAUAUGGAUGUGUAAAAUGUCAAUUUGUUGAAGGAAUCAUGAGUAUUAAUCAUCCUUAUCCCUCCCUCAGGGCAGACGAUUGCAUCUUUGCCAACCGGAAGCUUGAUGCGGCGUCCACAGAGGCUAAGUUUCUGCAGGACCUGGGUUUCCGCAUGCUCAACUGUGGCCGGACAGACCUCGUGAAACAGGCGGCCAACCUACUGGGGCCUGAUGGUAUCAACAGCAUGAGCGAGCAGGGGAUGACACCACUCAUGUAUGCCUGUGUGCGGGGAGACGAGGCCAUGGUUAAGAUGCUGCUGGACACUGGGGCCGACAUCAACAGUGAGUUGCUCCUGGAUAGUCGAGACAGCAUGGAGGGGGCCCUGCCAGAUGGAGCAGAUAACUACACUGAGACCCCACUUCAACUGGCCUCUGCUGCAGGGAACUUUGAGCUGGUCAGUCUAUUGUUGGAGAGAGGGGCAGAUCCCAUGACUGGGACCAUGAACAGAAAUGGCAUCUCAUCUGCCCAACUGGGGGACAUGAACUCAUAUAGCCUGGCAGCAUCACAUGGGCACAGAAAUGUGUUCCGGAAGCUUCUGUCUCAUGAAGAGAAAGAAAAGGACGUCCUCUCCCUGGAGGAGAUCCUGGCCAAGAGCUCGGUGCCCGGGGAGAAGAAACCUCCCCAGGACGUCGGGACCCUCCAACGAACAGGAAAGGCCAAACUGAGGGCCCUGAGAGAGGCCAUGUACCAUAGCACUGAGCACGGCCAUGUGGACAUCACCAUAGACAUCCGCAGUUUAGGUGUCCCCUGGACCAUGCACACUUGGCUGGAGUCUCUGCGCACCUGUUUCCUGCAGCACCGGCGCCCACUGAUCCAGGGUCUGCUCAAGGACUUCAGCUGCAUCCAGGAGGAAGAGUACACUGCGGAGCUCAUCACCCAUGGCCUGCCACUUAUGUUCCAGAUCCUCCAUGCCAGCAAGAAUGAGGUGAUCAGCCAGCUGUCUGUGAUUUUCUCCCAGUGCUAUGGGCCCUUCCCUAUCCCCAAACUCACUGAGAUCAGGAGGAAGCAGACCUCGAGACUUGACCCCCACUUCCUCAACAACAAGGAGAUGUCUGAUGUAACGUUUCUGGUGGAAGAAAAACCCUUCUAUGCACAUAAAGUCCUGUUAUUUACUGCUUCAGCCAGGUUUAAAUCCCUGCUCCAAAACAGACCAGCAGCAGAGAACACCUACAUUGAGAUCAGUCAUGUCAAGUACAACAUAUUCCAGUUGGUCAUGCAGUACCUGUAUUGUGGAGGCACUGAGUCCUUGCACAUCAUGAAUACUGAGAUUAUGGAGCUCCUGUCUGCAGCAAAAUUCUUUCAACUAGAGGCCCUUCAACGACACUGUGAGAUUAUCUGCUCCAAGAACAUUGCCGUGGAAACCUGUGUGGACAUCUACAAACACGCUAAGUUCCUCUGUGCCAAUGAGCUGGCGGUCUUCAUCGAAGGCUACUUCCUGAAGAACAUGGUGCUGCUGAUUGAGGUGGAGGCUUUCAAACAACUACUGUACGAGAUGCCUGUUACUGUGAGCCCCGGACCCUGCCUGAGCCCCAUCUCCGAUGUCCUCCAUGACCUGGAGAAAACUCUAGCCACCCGCAUCCAGUCAAUUCACCUCUCCUCCUCCAAGGGCUCCAUUGUGUGACCUCUCUGGGUUAUUUAAACACACUUACAAUCACCCAGUAAUGUUACUGCAACAUCCACUACCCCAGUUCAUUCACCUGUCCCCUGAUGUUAACAUUUUCAUAACAUCCCUUUACUGCUAUUUCAAACCCUGUCCAUCUACCUGUCCACGCUAGAGAGUGCUGUUGGUUUAUGUGACAGGUCUGGGUGCUUACGCUUUCACAACAUUGCUGCAGAGUUACACUGCAGCGUCCAGCCAUCUGACAGCUCCAUUGUCUUCUCUUUGUUACAGGUUUGAACAUUGUUGUAAUACUUCUCUAACGUCACUACACCAUCCAAUACAUACAGGAAAUAUUUAAAAAAUGUAUGACUUGUUACAGGCAUAUAAUAUGCCCAUGAUAAUAAAAUGUACAAUUGUAUUUCAUAUGAGAUGCAUACGUAGAAUAGGUCCCUUUUGCUGAAAGAGUGGAAUAACUUGUAGAAUAAAAACUCUACUUUGAAAAAUGAACUCAUUCAGUGGUUAGUAUCUGGUAUAAGAGUUUACUUGGCUUUGUAAUAUUUUUGUUUGUAUAAUUGGGAUGCAAAUCUGUUUGGUGCCAGAGCAGGUGACUAAAGUAAAGGAAAAAAUGUCAAACUUUAACUUUAACUAAACCAACCACAAAAAGUUCACUGUAAAAAAAAUCUGGUUGUUUUUAAGGUAACUUAGUGGCAGCCAGUUACUGUAAAAAAAAAGACACAGUAUGUUACUGUAAAUUCCAAAUAAACUUUGGUUUAAUAGUAUAUUACUUUACAUUUCAAUAAUGUACUGUUAAAUCAUUUUUCUUUUUUACAUUAACGGUGUAUUCUUGGAAGUGCAUUGUAGCAAUGAUUUCAGAGUGAUUUGAGAAUGUAAACACAUAUGCCAACUCAUUAUCUUCAUGUGUGGGACAGCAUCUCACUCAGUCAUCGAUAAAGUAUGCGCUGAUGGAACAUUUACACAACUGACCAAUACUUCAGUGCUCCUUGAACUGUACUCCCAACAAUCAUUAUCAAUUUAUGUUUGAAACAUGGAUGUUCAACUUAGACCAAACUUAUGAUAUAUUUAUAAACAAUGUCAAUAAUUUGCAUGACACCUCUCAACUGUACUACCCUACUGUUGCGUUUCAGCAGAGCCAACCUCAUAGACUACUUUGGAGGGAAGUGAAGAGUUUUCUAGCUAUGACUAGCUAUGACAUACUGGCACUCUCGAGAAGGAAGGGUCUUCAUGCUGUAAUUGUGGGAAACAAGGUAAAUAUGUAAUGAAAGUCAAUUCUGUUGGUCGUUCUUUCUACAAACUAAUGUACAGUAUAUUUAAUUCACCUACAGUUGCUUGGAUAACAGCAUUGCUCUUGUUGGAUGUGUUACCUGCCCAAACAUUGUUCUUAAAUGUUCAAUUCUGGUAAUGCAACACUGCAUGUUAAAUGUACAGUAUGAAUCUUUAGAUUUUUCUGUUUAAGACUUUUUUUCGAAAUGUGUGUGUCAUGCAGAUUGGUAUAAGUGAGUAAAAGGUAUUAGUCUCUGAUAUAUGUAGGAUUUCAAGCAUGGGAUGUUUUCCUUCUACACUGUGCAACUACUGAUGCAUUCCAAAUAAUCAAGGUUAAAAGGUGACACGGUAGUUCUUAGGUGAUCCCCAAAAUAGUUGAUUGCCAUGAUAAGACAUUGUCAAAUCACGUGUAGAUAUUGAGAUAUACUGUAUGUAUAAUAUGCAUAAGGUAUUAUGGUGCAUGAAGUGGUAACACUUUUUUGGGGUAGUCCAUCUGUAGAUGCAAACUAUCUGUUGAUAAGCAACUCCUUGCUAAGGUUACGGUUAGGGUGAGGUUUAGAGUUAGGGUUAGUAGAUAGUAAUUUGAAACGUUGCUGAUAGUCUGUAGAUAGUCAGUCUGUAGAGCAUCUACAGAUGAUCAAAAUAAAGUGUUACCCAUUAAGCAACAUCCAUCUAUUAGAUAUCUAUUUUCAAUAUAAUUCCAGGGACAUAGAUUAAUAAAAUAGUUGCCGUGCAAGCAAUGACAUAUAACACCAUUUCAGAUUGCUUUAAAGCCAUAUGUUUCAGCUUAUUCUAAAUCAACAUGACCAGAGAGAAUAGAGGGAGGAAACCACUAAACUGGCUUUGGGUCAAACAGGGCACAGUAUGUCAGCCAUUAAAAUAAGAUUUCUCCUUUUACCUAUUAAAAAAGAACUGGGUGAUAUUUAAUUUAGGUUAUUGUUAACUCAUACCAUUUUAGCUGGAGCCUAAGGGUUGAAUAGUGAUUAAGUAUUAAUAUUUGAGGACAUUUAAAAUGUGUAAAUAGUUUAAAAAAUGAAUUAUAAUAUUAUUAUUUUUCUACCCCAUACACAGCACUGUUUUAUUUCAUGAUUUUCCACUGUUACUUUGUUUAACAAAGUGAAAAAUAUUAUAAAAAGAUCUAAGGUCUUCAGAUUUAGCUAAUAUUUUAUAUAGGGCAGUAUUACGUCCCUGCAAAAAUAGGGCUAUUAUUUAAAAAGGUCUUCUGUGACAAAUGUUGGCAUUUUUAGUGCACAAGCAAACCCCAUCUACAGGGUCGUAAACCUGAGUAGCUUUGAUGUAUCUCAUACUAAACAACUCAAAGUAACACUCUGGGAAGGGUAUGUGACUUUUAUGCUAUGUUUAUAACAUCUGACAUUCUGUUUCAAAGGAUUUCCACAUUCCCUAACACACCUGUACGUUCCAACUGACACAAUGUUUUAUGUAAAAUUGCCAUUGCAUUUUCAAAACAAAGCUUUUUUCAACCAUUUUAUUUCAAAACAAUUACAGUAAGGUACUUAAUUGUUACCCAGAAAUGAUUUGAUAUUGACAUAAAAAUGGCUGUAUUGGAUCUUUAAUCAAUUUGCCGUGCACUGUGUGUGCAAUUGUUAUGACUAGAUGGGCUCCUCACAUGCUCAUACUCAAAGACUUGGGGUUGGAUUCAAUCCGUAUCGCGGAAUAUGUAGAUUAUAGCUUGAUUUAAUUUAAAGGCAGUGUAAAUUUUAACGCAGAUCUCCCGCGAUACGGAUUAAAUUCAGACCUUGGUAUGUGAGAAAAAGCUAUUCGGAUUGAAUAGAGCCCCAAGUAUUUGAGUCAAGGAUGAGCAUGUGAGGAGCCCAUCUAGUCAUAACAAUUACACACACAGUGUGUAUGUGUGUGUGCAAUACAUACAGUUGAAGUCGGAAGUUUACAUACACUUAGGUUGGAGUCAUUAAACUUGUUUUUCAACCACUCCACACAUUUUUUGUUAACAAACUAUAAUUUUGGCAAGUCGGUUAUCUACUUUGUGCAUGACACAAGUAAUUUUUCCAACAAAUAUUGUUUGCAGACCGAUUAUUUCACUUCACUAUUAUUCUACAAUUUAGAAAAUAGUACAAAUAAAGAAAAACCCUGGAAUGAGUAAAUGUGUGCAAACCUUUGACUGUUACUGUAUGUGACUCGUUUCUUGAAACUUGGCAUAUGUUGCACAUCAUUAGUUUACAGGAGAGGCAUUUGAAGGUAAACAUUUUUUAAUCAAAAUAUUUUUAAUUAACAUUCCAUCUGUAAAUGCGAUUAACAUUUUUAAAUUACGAGCCUAGUUGGUUUAACCACAGAAAAAGUCUUUCUGACACUGAACAUUAGUCUAGGUGCGACAAAACUAGGGCCUGAAGGACUUGCCUUGUUGAUAGUGUUGUUAAUAAGGCAGAGCUUUUUAAUGGACAGACUUAUCCCCAGCUUAGCUACUGUUGUAUCAAUAUGUUUCGACCAUGACAGUUUACAAUCCAGGGUUACUCCAAGCAGUUUAGUCACUUCAAUUUUCUCAAUUUCCACAGUAUUCAUUACUAUAUGUAGUUUAGGUUUAGGGUUUAGUGAAUGAUUUGUCCCAAAUACAAUGCUUUUAGUUUUGGAAACAUUUAGAACUAACUUAUUCCUUGCUACUCAUUCCAAAACUAACUGCAGCUCUUUGUUAUCUGUUGCAGCCAUUUCAGUUGAUGUAGUAAAUGACGUGUAUAGUGUUGAGUGAUCUGCAUAUCAGAGUUGUGGACUCGCAUCACAUGACUUGGACUCGAGUCAGACUCGAGUCACAAAUAUGAUGACUUGCAACUCAACUUUGACUUUAACACUAAUGACCCUUGACUUGAACUUGAGCAAUAUGACUUGACCUGAAUUGAUACCCUCCCCAAGCCCAACUAUUAAAAAUUAUGCUAUUAAAAAAAGUGUGCAGUUCAUCAACUCUUCAUUUAACUUCUUGGUGACAGGGGGGCAGUAUUGAGUAGCUUGGAUGAAUAAGGUGCCCAGAGUGCCUGCUACUCUGUCCCAUAUGCUAAUAUAUGCAUAUUAUUAGUAGUAUUGUAUAGAAAACACUCUGAAGUUUCUAAAACUGUUUGAAUGAUGGCUGUGAGUAUAACAGAACUCAUAUGGCAGGUGAAAACCUGAGACAAAUCCAACCAGGAAGUGGGAAAUCUGAGGUUUGUAGUUUCUUUUAAAGCAUACUGUUAGCUAGCUAGUUAACAUUAGCUGUCUAGCUCUCUAGCUAAUGUUACGUGUAUCAUAUCGUCAAUCAGAUUUUUUAACAUAAUCCCUAGCUGUGUACUGUCACUUUCCAUGUUGUCUGUUGUCUGUAGCUUGUGAGGUGUGGAAACACUUUGUUGCUUUUAUGUAUUUUGUCUUGUUGCUUUUUGUUCUAUGUUGCUCUGUCUGUAUGCUACGUCUUGCUUGUCCUAUGUUGCUCUGUGUGUGCUCACUGCUCAAUGAUUGUCUGUGUUGUAAUUGUUUUUAAUAACCUGCACAGGGACUGCGGUUGAAAAUGAGCCGUAUGGCUAAAACCUCCACUUUUACUGAAACGUUGAUUAAACACAAUAUUUAUUCCAUUCUAAUGAGCCAUUUACUUUGUUUGUAAUGUUAUCUUUUAUUAUUUCUUAUUGUUGUUGCAUUGUGGAGAAUGAACCUGCAAGUACUCCCAUCCUCUUGCUCUUUUGCACCCCAGCAUCUCUACUUGCACAUCAUCAUCUGCACAUCUAUCAAUCACUCCAGUGUUAACGCUAAAUUGUAAUUAUUUGGCCUCCAUGGCCUAUUUAUUGCCUUACCUCCCUACUCUUCUACAUUUGCAUACACUGUACAUAGAUUUUUCUAUUGUGUUAUUGACUGUACCUUUGUUUAUGUAUAACUCUGUGUUGUUGUUUUUGUCACACUGCUUUGCUUUAUCUUGGCUAGG